Molecule: messenger RNA, 421 nt
Organism: Sphaerodactylus townsendi
Lineage: Eukaryota; Metazoa; Chordata; Lepidosauria; Squamata; Sphaerodactylidae
Product: zinc finger protein 558-like
Exons: 2
Coding region: 110-421 (103 amino acids)
Biological process (GO): regulation of DNA-templated transcription
Source: RefSeq, a predicted model, not a curated record
CCGGGGUCCCCGCUCCUUUCUCAACGGGACUUUCUGCUGCAGUUGGUGCUGAGGGGCCCAGGCAAGAGGCUCUGAACGCCACUCCUUUUGCACCCUGAACCCUCCCAAAAUGUCCCCUUCCAGCACGCCCUCUCUGCCUGGCAUGACCUCUGAAGACUGUAUCUGCCUUUUCUUUCAGUCUCUGGUUUCUUUUGAGGAGGUGGCCAUGUCUUUCACCGAGGCAGAGUGGGCACUGCUCGAUCCAGACCAAAGAGCUCUUUAUGAGGACGUCAUGCUGGAGAACUAUGGGAGCGUGGCUUCUCUGGCAGGGGAUGAGCAGUGGAAUGAGAAUGAUGGGACAGUGCUAAGUAAAGUCCAGAGUAAAGAUUUGGAAGGAAUGUUCAGGAAUCGAGGUGGACUCCGCAGACAGGAAGUCACAUGA